This is a messenger RNA of Neoarius graeffei (lesser salmon catfish), 2211 nucleotides long. RefSeq names its product MOB kinase activator 1Ba (gene mob1ba). Gene Ontology annotation, biological process: positive regulation of protein phosphorylation; hippo signaling. Bases 152 to 802 code for a protein of 216 amino acids. The record is from RefSeq and is a predicted model, not a curated record. NCBI's taxonomy places the organism in Eukaryota, Metazoa, Chordata, Actinopteri, Siluriformes, Ariidae. Gene Ontology annotation, cellular component: nucleus; cytoplasm. Gene Ontology annotation, molecular function: protein kinase activator activity. The transcript is spliced from 6 exons.
GAAGUUUUGUUGCACAGUAGAGCGAACAGUCGGUCGGUCGGGUGUGUGUGUUUGUUUUUGGCACUCGGAAUUUUAUCUUUUACCGAUCCGUUUGCGAUUAUCUCAACAGUUAUAAUAGCGUUUUAAUAACUGGAUAUCUUCGGUGAUAGAUAUGAGCUUUCUAUUCAGUAGUCGGUCAUCGAAGACUUUCAAGCCAAAGAAGAACAUUCCGGAGGGCUCGCACCAGUAUGAGUUGCUGAAGCAUGCUGAGGCGACGCUGGGCAGCGGCAACCUACGUGUGGCUGUCAUGCUCCCAGAGGGAGAAGACCUCAACGAAUGGGUGGCAGUAAACACUGUGGACUUCUUUAAUCAGAUCAACAUGCUAUAUGGGACCAUCACUGACUUCUGCACCGAAGAAAGCUGCUCUCUAAUGUCUGCCGGGCCGAAGUAUGAAUACCAUUGGGCUGAUGGGACCAACAUUAAAAAGCCAAUCAAAUGCUCUGCUCCAAAGUACAUUGAUUACCUGAUGACCUGGGUUCAGGAUCAGCUUGAUGAUGAAACUCUUUUCCCUUCAAAAAUAGGCGUCCCUUUCCCAAAGAACUUCAUGUCCGUGGCAAAGACGAUCCUGAAGCGGCUGUUCCGUGUCUACGCUCACAUUUACCACCAGCACUUUGACUCAGUCAUCCAACUGCAGGAAGAAGCCCAUCUCAACACUUCCUUCAAACACUUCAUCUUCUUCGUUCAGGAGUUCAACUUGAUUGACAGGAAAGAGCUGGCACCUCUUCAGGAACUGAUCGAGAAGCUUACCUCUAAAGACAGAUAGAUAGACUGAGCGAAUCGUUAUUUUUACCCUUCUCCCCAAUUACUGUGCACAACAGCCUGGUUUUGUUUCCUCUGUCGUUUUACAGGUUUUGUGGGACUGGCUCCUGGAUUAGUCUUUUAUUCUCCACAGUUUUAACUUGGCAGCGAAUGCUUCUUGUGUUUCUAACGUCCGUCUGACCUUUUUCUCUAAAAAGUUGAUCGUAUCUACGUAAGUGCCUGGCGUAUGUCCACCUGCAAACGGUAACUGUUCUGUGAAAAAGCACCAACACCUGUCUCUGUAGCACCAACUUUCCCCAAAAAUCAGGUUUUAGGGUUUUCUUUGUCACUUACAGAAUGAAGCAUGUCGACACUUUGGGAAGAGAAAAGCCAGUAAAUACAGUACACCUCAUUUCUGUUGAUAUUGAAGCUGGAGAUUUGUCGUCGUCUUCUUUUCUUGAGUAACAUACGCUUUCUCCUGGUCACACUCUUUUUUGCACUGAGUCCGCAGUCACCUGACAUGACUUUUUUUUUUGGUACCAAUAGUUAAAUGAAUAGUAACAUAGAGCUUUAAUUUGAUUUUAACCACAGGUUCUUAUAAAGGUGGGUCUUUUGGUUCAUAAUGGGAAGGGAAUAGGGUAACGAUUACUAUGCAAUGUUCAUGCUUUUCUUUCUUGCUUUCAAAUUUUGUUCUUUCCAUAGGCAAGGCUUGUAAACCCCAGAGUUAGUGCCAAUAUCCAACUCCCCACAGUCUCCUUGUGUAAGUAAAAUAGAAGCAGCAUAAAACCUGAGGGAAUUAUUUUUUUUUUUAAAUAGUGUUUGUUUUCAUCACUUUAUUCCUGCAAGUUUGUCAGGUUCUUUGUCUAUGUAUCUACAUAAAUGUAAAACAGAGUAAAACGUAGAUGAAGCUUAUAAAUGGAGUCUAAAGCUGUAAUAAGACACAAAUGACCGGGUUGUGGUAUCUAAUAUGUAAUCAUAGGAAUACAUUUGAUCUUCUAUUAGUUGAGGUUUUGUUGUUUGCACUUUGAAUUAUGAGCAUAAGAGGUUUUAUUCCACUACAGCUGCCUUCUCUGAAAUCAGAUAUUAUUGAAAUGUGCUACAAACAUUUGCAAAAUUUAUUAUAAAAUAUAAUUUCCCGACCGCUAGAUGAUAAAACAUUGCUUGGUUUUAAGUUGGAUUCACCUCAUUAACAUUAACUGGAUGGUGAAGAAGUAGAUAUAAUUACUCGGCCUUUUCUCAAGCCCAUGUUUCCAAAUAACAUUAGCAUUUCCCUUCAGCCGUCAUCGAAUACACUGUAUUGUUUUUGCUGAGAAACUUGUAAAUAAUGUACACACACAAGGUAUGCGGUGAAAUUCAGAAAAUGUGUAACUUGCAACACUUUUGUGGUACAAUAUUGAAUGCUGUUUAUAGUGUAAUAAAAAUGUUUGACCAAGA